AUGGCACUUAAGCGAAUCCAGAAAGAGCUUCAGGAUUUAGGUCGUGAUCCGCCAGCGCAGUGCAGUGCAGGCCCUGUUGGUGACGACUUGUUUCAUUGGCAAGCGACAAUAAUGGGUCCACCUGAAUCACCUUAUCAAGGUGGUGUCUUCUUCUUAACAAUUCAUUUUCCAACGGAUUAUCCAUUCAAACCGCCGAAGGUAGCAUUUACAACGCGCAUGUAUCACCCAAAUAUCAACAGCAACGGCAGCAUUUGCUUGGAUAUAUUGCGUUCUCAAUGGUCGCCAGCACUUACUAUUUCCAAAGUACUUCUGUCGAUUUGUUCGCUUCUUUGCGACCCAAAUCCAGAUGAUCCGCUGGUACCGGAAAUUGCUCGCGUUUACAAAACAGAUCGUGAUAGGUAUAAUCAAUUAGCUCGUGAGUGGACUCAGAAAUAUGCAAUGUGA
Molecule: messenger RNA, 444 nt
Organism: Brugia pahangi
Lineage: Eukaryota; Metazoa; Nematoda; Chromadorea; Rhabditida; Onchocercidae
Source: the annotation of a GenBank genome assembly